ACUGUUUGAUGUUGAGUAAAUCUACAUUGUCUGGACCUACAGGAAAUGUGCUUUUGACAUUACUGGUUAAUGCCACUGAUGUUCUUCAAUUGGGCCUCCAGUCCAACGGUCACCGUAGUAGCAGUGAAGUGACUAGCUUACUGAGGACAGUUGAAAUCUCUAUCAGACUGAUUGCUCCACAGCUGACAGAGAACGUGACCAGGAUAGAGACCAACCACACAGAGGCUGAGAUUAUGGUGAGGAGAGACCAGACUCCACCUGAAGGACCAGUCAGCCUGACCAAUGAGAACACUCAACUUGACACCACCUGGGAGACGGCGGUUGGAGAUUACCAGAAUUACCCAGGGUUUGCCUUUGUCGUUCUGCUCAGCUAUAAGAAUCUGGAUACUCUGAAGGACAGUUUUUCUCAUCAGAGCCAGCAGCUCAUGUCCAGUGCUGAGACGGUGUCCGUUAGCAACUCCAACACAACAAACCUGCCCCAACCGGUUAAUCUCACCUUCAAUCACCUGCAGUCCAGUGAUGUUGACCCCACCUGUGUUUAUUGGUCGGAUGGGAAUGGACCGGGGGAGUGGUCUGGGCGGGGUUGCACCUCUGUGAUGUCAAACCAUCUCAGCACAUUUGCUCUGCUGGUGGGAAUCCACCACAAAAAGGUGAUGAGAACACUGUAG
Molecule: messenger RNA, 668 nt
Organism: Coregonus clupeaformis (lake whitefish)
Lineage: Eukaryota; Metazoa; Chordata; Actinopteri; Salmoniformes; Salmonidae
Product: adhesion G protein-coupled receptor E5-like
Exons: 5
Coding region: 9-668 (219 amino acids)
Source: RefSeq, a predicted model, not a curated record